AUGAAGGGCUCCAUUAAACUCUUCCUUCAUCUAGCCAUGCUAAUGGCUUUAGCUACCAUUACUCUUUCAGCUGCAUCAAUGCCAGAAGAAGAUAGAGAGGAAUGGUUCUCUGAUGAGGAAAACGGUGCCCCAGAUGAACCAUCUGAUGAUCUACCUGCGAUUUUAAGCCAACCAAAGACAUCGCUUAGGGGAGCAAGCCGCUUCCUUGCUACUCGAGCUGUUGCAACUACUUGUGACAAAAACCCUAAGGUUUGCAAGGCUGCAGGUAGCGCAGGGAGAGACUGCUGCAAGAAGAAGUGCGUGGAUUUGAAGACGAACAAAGUCAAUUGCGGCAAGUGUGGGAAGAAAUGCAAGUACUCGGAGAUAUGCUGCAAGGGGAAGUGUCUGAAUCCAAUGUCUGACAAGAAAAACUGUGGGAGCUGCAACAUCAAGUGCAAGAAAGGCAGUUCGUGUGUGUAUGGAAUGUGUAGCUAUGCAUAG
Molecule: messenger RNA, 480 nt
Organism: Argentina anserina (silverweed cinquefoil)
Lineage: Eukaryota; Viridiplantae; Streptophyta; Magnoliopsida; Rosales; Rosaceae
Product: stigma-specific STIG1-like protein 1
Exons: 1
Coding region: 1-480 (159 amino acids)
Source: RefSeq, a predicted model, not a curated record